Messenger RNA from Vombatus ursinus (common wombat), 11748 nucleotides. It is a transcript of the gene RC3H1, whose product is annotated as ring finger and CCCH-type domains 1. The transcript is spliced from 20 exons. The coding region runs from base 167 to 3571 and encodes 1134 amino acids. The record is from RefSeq and is a predicted model, not a curated record. Gene Ontology annotation, molecular function: metal ion binding. NCBI's taxonomy places the organism in Eukaryota, Metazoa, Chordata, Mammalia, Diprotodontia, Vombatidae.
CUGAGAGGCGCUGCCGCUCGGACCGGCGCGGUUAUAUUUCACACUAUGUGCUGACUGUAUUUACAGAAGAUAUUUAAAAAACAAACAAACUUUUUUUUGAAAGAUUUUGAUUCCAGUGGAAUCUGUGCUUUAGAUUUUUGUGUUGUGAAUUACAAUUCCUUAAGCAAUGCCUGUACAGGCUCCACAAUGGACGGAUUUCCUCUCCUGCCCAAUUUGCACUCAGACGUUCGACGAAACCAUCCGAAAGCCCAUCAGCCUCGGCUGUGGCCACACUGUCUGCAAGAUGUGCCUGAACAAGCUUCACCGCAAGGCCUGCCCCUUCGACCAGACCACUAUUAACACCGACAUAGAGCUCCUGCCUGUGAACUCGGCCUUGUUGCAGUUAGUGGGUGCUCAGGUCCCUGAGCAGCAGCCCAUUACUUUGUGUAGUGGGGUAGAAGAUACAAAACAUUAUGAGGAAGCGAAGAAAUGUGUAGAGGAAUUAGCAUUGUAUUUGAAACCACUCAGCAGUGCGAGAGGAGUAGGUCUGAACAGCACCACUCAGAGUGUUCUGAGCCGCCCGAUGCAGAGAAAAUUGGUGACGUUAGUCCACUGCCAGCUAGUGGAAGAAGAAGGUCGGAUUCGUGCCAUGAGGGCAGCUCGAUCUUUAGGUGAACGGACUGUAACGGAACUAAUCCUCCAGCACCAGAAUCCUCAACAACUUUCUUCAAAUCUUUGGGCAGCAGUCAGGGCCAGGGGCUGCCAGUUCCUUGGGCCAGCAAUGCAGGAGGAAGCCCUGAAGCUGGUCCUGCUGGCCUUAGAAGAUGGAUCUGCUUUGUCUCGGAAAGUCUUGGUUCUAUUUGUGGUGCAAAGAUUGGAGCCACGAUUUCCUCAGGCCUCAAAAACCAGCAUUGGACAUGUUGUUCAGCUAUUGUACAGAGCCUCCUGUUUCAAGGUGACAAAACGUGAUGAGGAUUCCUCCUUAAUGCAAUUGAAGGAGGAGUUUAGGACAUAUGAAGCUCUUCGUCGGGAACAUGACUCCCAGAUAGUUCAGAUUGCAAUGGAGGCAGGCUUGCGCAUUGCCCCAGACCAAUGGUCUUCUCUUCUUUAUGGAGACCAAUCACACAAAUCUCACAUGCAGUCCAUUAUUGACAAGUUGCAGACCCCAGCCUCAUUUGCACAGAGCGUUCAGGAACUCACAAUUGCUCUUCAGAGGACUGGUGACCCUGCAAACUUGAACCGCCUGCGACCCCAUCUGGAACUUUUAGCUAAUAUUGACCCUAGUCCAGAUGCCCCUCCUCCAUCCUGGGAACAGCUAGAAAAUGGGUUGGUCGCUGUGCGCACAGUGGUACAUGGACUGGUUGAUUAUAUUCAAAAUCACAGUAAGAAAGGAACAGACCAGCAACAGCCUCCUCAGCACAGCAAGUAUAAAACUUACAUGUGCCGAGACAUGAAACAGAGAGGAGGGUGCCCCCGGGGAGCUAGCUGCACGUUUGCACACUCACAGGAUGAAUUGGAAAAAUUUCGUAAAAUGAACAAACGUCUGGUUCCCAGAAGACCCCUGAGUGCCUCCUUAGGCCAGCUCAAUGAGGUGGGCCUACCCUCAGCAGCUAUCCUUUCAGAAGAAGGGACAGUGGACCUGCCAAGCAGAAAACCUACUGCCCUGCCGAAUGGAAUUGUGUCAGCAGGGAACACAGUGACACAGCUGAUCCCCCGAGGGACAGACUCCAGCUACGACUCUGGUCUGAAGCCAGGAAAGAUUGACCACCUGAGCAGCAGCGCUCCUGGAUCCCCUCCUGACCUACUGGAACCUGGACCCAAGAACAUUUCUGCCUUACCUGUGACUCCCCACCCUGUACCCCCUAGGGGACCGACAGACCUGCCUUCCAUGCCGGUUACCAAACCUCUUCCCAUGGUACCACGAGGUUCCCAGCUAUACUCAGCACAGCAAGCAGAUGUAUUUUAUCAGGAUCCUCGAGGAGCUGCUCCACCUUUUGAGCCAGCACCUUAUCCCCCAGGGAUGUAUUAUACUCCAACCCCGCAAUGUGUCUCCCGCUUUGUCCGACCGCCACCAUCUGCUCCUGAACCUGGUCCUCCAUACUUGGAUCAUUACCCACCCUACCUCCAGGAUCGUGUAGUAAACUCCCAAUAUGGGACUCAGCCACAACAGUACCCACCGAUGUACCCACCACAUUAUGAUGGCCGUCGUGUGUACCCUCCUCAGUCUUAUGCGCGAGAGGAGAUUUUCCAGGAAAGCCCUGUAGCCAUUGAGAUUCCACCGGCAGCUGUUUCACCUUAUGUACCAGAGUCCAGAGAGAGAUACCAGCAAAUAGAGAGUUAUUAUCCAGUGGGUCCACAUCCAAGUCAGAUAAGACCUCCAUAUAUCAGAGAGCCUUACAGCAGACUACCGCCUCCCGCACAGGCCCACCCUAGUCUAGAUGAGCUACAUCGACGACGGAAGGAAAUCAUGGCCCAACUAGAAGAGAGAAAAGUGAUCUCGCCACCUCCUUUUGCACCUUCACCAACCUUGCCCCACUCCUUCCAUCCAGAGGAAUAUUUGGAUGAUGACCUGAAAGUCGCUGGAAAAUACAAAGGGAAUGAUUACAGCCAGUACUCCCCUUGGUCAUGUGACACCAUCAGCUCCUACAUCGGGACCAAAGAUGCAAAACCCAAAGAUGCUGUUGCAGCUGGCAAUGUGGAGAUAACGAAUGCAGAAAGUAAAAGUGUGAGAGACCAGCGGCUAGAGCUUCAGCGAAGGGUAGCAGAAACCAGUGAUGAUGACCUCAUCCCGUUUGGUGAUCGGCCCACAGUGUCCCGGUUUGGCGCCAUAUCUCGAACUUCCAAGACCAUGUAUCAGGGUUCUGGCCCAAUGCAGGCUCUAGCACCUCAGGGGACUUCCACCAAAUCAAUCAGCAUGUCUGAUUAUAGUCCAUAUGGAACUCAUGGUGGCUGGGGAAGUUCUCCAUAUUCCCCUCACCAAACUAUGCCUUCUCAGGGACACUUCACUGAAAGGGAAAGAUUGUCCAUGUCAGAAGUGGCCAGUCAUGGGAAGCCUAUGCCCUCUGCUGAGAGAGAACAGCUGAGACUAGAGCUGCAGCAGUUGAACCACCAGAUUAACCAGCACACCCAGCUUCGAGGACUCGAGGCUGUUAGUAACAGGCUGCUGUUGCAGAGGGAGACGAACACUCUGGCAGGCCAGCCUCCUCCCCAACCUCCACCACCACCGCCCAAGUGGCCCGGAAUGGUCUCAAGUGAACAGUUGAGUUUGGAGCUACACCAGGUGGAGCGGGAAAUCGGGAAGAGAACUCGGGAGCUGAGCAUGGAGAACCAAUCUUCUCUGGAUAUGAAAAACAAAUUGGGUCCCAGUAAGCAAGCAGAAAAUGGACAAGCAGAACCGCAGAACAAGGUUCCAGCUGAGGACCUUGCAUUGACAUUCAGCAGUGAGGUGCCGAACGGAUCGACGUUAUCCCAAGAGAACAUCAGCCUCCUGUCAAACAAGACCUCCUCUCUGAGCCUGGCUGAGGAUCCGGAAGGAGGAGGAGAUAACAAUGACUCUCAGAGGGCGGGAGUCACGUCCAGCUCUGCUCCCUAAAAUGGGAGGAGAGCUGCUUGCUUCUUCCCUCAUUCAGUCUGUGGAGGAGAAGGGCAGGAGUGGUGUUCAUAACUUCCAGACCUUCUGCUCUGAGGGUGACCAGAGAAACCCAGGAACAGCAGCAGGUUCGGAGACAAUGUGCACAAACACCACUACUGAAAACAAAACCUGCACAUAGUUCACAUUAAUGCGUUUUUUAAUUAAAAAAAAAUGAAAAUAAGCAGUAUCUGCAAGCAAUUCAGAUUAAAUUUGUUUUUGUUCUGUGAAUGAACUUUAUUUUAAUAACUUUGGACGCCUUGGAUCCAGGGCUUUAAAAAAAAGAAGAAGAAGAUAUUAUAUAUAUACUCUGUUUGAUUAAUUGUAUGAUCUUAAUGAAGUAGGUUUUUCUUUUAUUUUGGUAUUAUUACAUACCCAGUGUAUACUUCUUACCCACAUACUUCCUUAACUUGCCUCUCUCUUCCCUCUCUUCCCCUACUGCCCCCCACUUCCCCAGACAAAAAAGCACCUGGCCUUCUUGUGUGAAUUUUAAGGUGCUUCAGAGGCAAAAAAUUGAUUACUGACUAUAAUGUCAGAAAAUGUGCAGUAAAAUUCCUUUUUACAAAGUGUGUCGUUUUUGUUUUUAAUGGCCAUCAUUAAUACCUUUUUUCCUUUGCUAAACAUCAUCUUCCCUUUUUGUAUCUGUAUUUCAUGCCAUUCAUGUAAGCAAGUCUUAGGGGUUUUUUUACCCCUAGAAGUGAUCUAUCGUUAACAGAUUGAAUAGCCUUAUCAUUGUUAUUACCAAUACCAACUUUCUCCUUGAUGUAAUUAGAAUACUGAUUCACCUUCUAAAACGCUUAGCCCGGGUUAUCAUGAAAGCCAGUUGUAGCUUAGCACUGAAAGCACAGGAUAUGCUGACUUUCUUCAUUUAACCAGGUUAGAGAGUCUUGUUGUAAAUGUUGAGGUAGUACUUGGAAAUUUGAAGCUCUGUUGUCGGCUUCUGAACUCCAGUUGAAAUCACAGCUCCUAUUCAGGAGCUAGUACACCUUAUGUGAUAGAGUGUAUCACUUGACUUAACUGAAAAUGAAUUCGACAUCUAGUUCCCUUUUACAUGUCUUAGCUGUUGGGCUUGUUAAAUCAUUUUCUCUUUGUGUCCUGAGAACAUAGCACUGGAGACACUGAAAGCUCUUUAUUUUCAGGAAGGAUGAAAGAAGGCAAACUGUCUGGCAUUUGACAACAGUCUGAAUGGCUGACCGUCUGUUUGUCUUCAGAACAGUUAGCAGAAGUAGGUAGUUAAUACCUGAAAAUCAGUUUUAGUGGACCUUCACUGACCAUAAUUUUAAAAAAUUACUUUUCACUAAGCCCUUGAAAGGAAUGAAGAAUUUCCCUUGCCAGCCACUUAAAAAAUCCAUUUAAUUGUUGCUGCACAUAUUCUGAUAUUUCUUAUCUACCCUCUGCCAAAAGCCUCUAAAUCUGAUGUUCAGUGGGGAUAAAUUGAUGUAAGUCACCCUUACUUCCUGCCUAUUACCCUCUCUUUGCCUGAUUGUUUUGUUUCCUUUUCUGUAUUAGACUACUAAAUCAGAAAGCACUGGUUAUGUAAUAAGUUACUGCAUUGCUUUGGUUGGGUAAAAGCAAGAGUUAAUAUUUUUCUUGUUUAUUUUUUUUUUUCUUAACCCUUAACUCCUGCUAAGGUCAUAGCAACCUUGGGCUAAGCUUUUUGUCCAUCAUACUGUUAAUUAAGGGGGGGGGUGGGGGGGAAGGUGAUACAGUCCUGCCAUUGCCUACCAGUAGGAGAGUCCAAACAGAACACUCUUUUGAGUAGCAAUUAUUUAAUUUGCCCAGUCAAGGCACCGCAUUUAUAUACUAUUUCACAUUGAAUUUGAUUAUGCCCUACAGACCUGGCUGGUCAAGGAUUUGAUAUACACAUAUUGGCUUGGGAUUCGAGCUUUCUUUUUUAUUUAAAUAAAAAUUUAUAUAUAUAUUAUAUAUAUAUACACAUAUACAUAGUUAUAUCUGUAUAUAUAUUAAGUACGUUUUAAGGAUUUUUUCGCAUGAGCGCAGCUGUUGCGAUCAAAUGUCCGAUUGGGAGGUAGAAGCACUGAACUUGAACAAAAACGAGACCUUUUUUUCAUUUUUCUUUUUUGCUCACUUAAAUUCUGAUUUUCUGACCUUUUCAACUUUGACUUCAGAGUAGUUAAGCCCCUAAAAGUUGAUUCUUCUUUUAAUACCUAUUUUCCAUGGGGAGAAGGAAGAAAAGCUUCUAUAUCCCUGAUGGAUUCUCAAGGUUUCUGCAAUUCAUUUUUCUGUACAACCAAAAUGCAAUGUGUAGAUCUUUCAUCAGAGAAUGAUUUGGACAAAUCCCUUUUUUCAUUUGGACGUGUUAGAUAAUUCCUUCAUUAGAGAGGCAAGUUGAUUAAUUUUAGAAGUCAUGGUGCGUUCUGAUGAUGGAAGCAGCUCUGUAGAAGUUUUAGGGACCUUGAUUGUAUAGCAGCACAAAACAAAGGCAGAGAUCCAUAUGGAAGUUUCCUUGAGGGAAAAAGUAGUGAGUUCUCCUGCUAGCGCAGUGCUCACUAGCUUAUUUUUAUCUUUUCCUUGGGAGACAUUUUUUAAAAAAUUUUUUAGUAAUACAAAAGCUUUUUCCAACUAGGUUGAAUUUACACUGUACAUCUAUGUGGGUAAACCAAAAAAUUCUGUUGUUUGAACUUGAAUUUGUAGCCACCUUGUUUUAUUUUUAAAUAUGUAAUUUUGAAAAAAAUAAUCUCUGAGUUAUUGCAUGUAUUUACUGCUUCUGAUUCCCUAUUUCCAUAUUUCAGAAAAAACUUUGGGUAGGUACAUGAUAAUUAAAACUAUACUCAUAACUUGUUUACUCCAUAUAUAUCUACUUUUUCUCUGUAUACAGCAGCAAAAGAAAGUCCAAAAUAUUGUGUAUGGUGUUCUCUUAUCCCUCCCAAUUGUAUUCAUGCUGCACUUUGUACAGUGUCCUUGUUGCGAUUAACUUGGCCAGGUGAAUGUCCUGUUUGGAUAUAAUCUAUUGGCUCUUAAACUAGUUUUUGUUAAUAUCUGCAAAAGGCAUUGAUUUUUUUUUCCUCAUUUAUUUGUUGGGUUAGUUUUAAAUUUCUGGAUGUCUUUUCUCUAUUUCCUUGGAGGAAGUUAGCAAGUGAAACCAGUCAGGUUAGAAAUAUAGUUUAUAAACUUUACACUUUUUUAGAAAAUUUAAAUUCUUCUGAAUACUACUUUAUAGUCUCUUCCCAUGAUUGAGUUUCCUGGGAAGUGUGAGAAACUCUGUAAAUAUGAUUAUACCUCCACUGUAAGAACUGUUGGUUGAUACCAUAGUUCCUUAGAAAAAUGAUUUUUUUCUGAAUAUUGUUUCUUCAGGAUAUAAAAAACAUUUAUUUCCUGUUUGUUUAUGCAGUCAGGUUAAUGGGAAGUUGGCUUACUGAUGUGUACCAGGAAAGUAAAAUUUAAGGCAUGACCUAAAACAUGGCUUUUUUGCCCCACAGUUUUAGUAAAAGCUAUAGAGGCUUGAUUAAAGGUGAGUGGAUUAAGGGCAAGACUUUACAAGCAUUGCUCUGUGAUAAUUAAUUCUCUUUUUUCAGCUAGCAGAGUAAGGGUUUUAUUGUGGUAGGCGAUGUUAAACUAAGAAUGCUCCUUCAGGGUUUUUCACAGGUUAUCUGGAAGAUGAUUUUUAGAUCUGAUUGCCCUUCUUAAAUAUGCAAUUUACUUUACCUUAAUAUUUUUAAAGUAAAUUCAUCACUUAAGUCUGUAGAUUUCCUUCCUUAUGUGCCUUUGAAGAGAAUGAAAUGACUGAGGGUUCAUUCCUUGUGACCUUCCUGGUUAAGGGGAGAGCUUGUCCUACGAAAGCCCAUACUUAGAGAAAUGUUUGACAGGGAAACAACCCUGCCUCCAAGGCCAGUCCCAGAGAAUCAGCCGGAGAGUAGGGAAACACAGAUGUAUUUGACCUAGUAAGUACUGUGGGGGUGAUUCCUCUUCCUCACCUUAUCCAUCCCCUAUUCCUUACUUGUUCUUUUCCACACUUUCUCAUUUCAUUUAUUUCCCAGAAGACAGGAAUUGUGUAUGAUUCUCACUUGCCACUUUAUUAUUUAUUUAAUGCAUUACAGAAUACAUUACACAUUACAGAAUAGGAAUUCUAAAAACAUCUCAAAUUUUGCAGCACUGUGUUUAGAUUUAACCCAAAAAAUAGUUCCUCAGCUGCCUGGUUUCUUUUGUCAAUAUUCCAUUCUGCUUAUCCCCUUUGGCUCACCCACCACCCUCCCCAAUCGUACAACAGUGACAGCUUGCUGCCUCAAAACAGAGCAUUCAAAUGAAUUCGCUUAGCCAAUAACUUCUGUGAAGUUGCCUUUUCUAAUGGUGUUAUUACUCAGUGAUGCACAAAUGUGGUAUUGCCCUACUGGUAGGCAAACAAAGGUCUGAUUAAGAAUGGUAGCCUGCUAUUUUCUUUAAAGGAGAGCCAAAGACUUGUGCUUUACUCUGUUUUGGUUUGGGGGAAUUAGUAGCCUUUUUUGAUUGUAAAACCAUUUAGUGUUCAUGAGGUGAUAGUACUGUGCAGACAGAUGUGUUUAAAGUUAACUGCUAAAGCCUUAUGAAGUGUAAAAAUAGUAAAAAGUCAUUUCUUUAAACUGAUUAAUCUCAUAUCUUUUACAUUAGCAUGUUUUAAGAAACUCAUUGCUUUCGUAUACACGUCUUACAUUUCUUUUUACUCUCCCAGCCUCUUUUAACUUUGUAUAUGAAAGUAAAAGAGGCUAAUAUCAUUGUAAUCAAGUCAUGAGACUGCGACAAAUUAAUUAUUGAACAAAUUACUGAUUAGAAAUGGUGGUAAGAGACAUCCAGCCUAGUAAGCAAGGUAUGUGUGUGUUGCCUUUGGGAGUUUUUUUUAACAAGAACAAGUGGAGUUGUUAAUAUGCACAUAGGUCCUUUUUACCAAAGAGGAUGUAGUUAACAUUACUGAUCCCCCACUAGUGAAGGAAGGAUCAUGUAGUUUUUGAAAAUAUAUUCUAAGGAACUUAAGACUAUUUGUUACCUCUCCUCACUUUUUCCUCUUUUUUAGGGAAUCCAUGUGUAAAAUCUUUUAAAGCUCCAUUGAAAAUUUUUUUUAUCGAAAGUAAUAGCACUGUAUCAGUCAUUUAAAUACUCCCAACCUCAACUUCUCCAACCUCUUUAUAUUUUCCAGAAAGUAAUUGCUCAGUCUGUCACUGAGGUUUCUGUUUUGAACUGUUGUCUUAUGAUUGUUUUUCCCAUUGGGAGAAGAAUCCAAGUGGCAGCAGUAUGUGUGGCCUACUUUUUCUUCUCCCCCAACACAUCUGUCCUUAAUGGGUUUGUUGGUGCAGAACUGUCAGACUAAAGAACAAUGUAAGCAGAACAUCUGGGGUAUAAUAAGGUGCCUCUCAUUAUAGCAUUACUUUACAAAUAUAUCCAUUCUUAGUUUACCUUCAUUCAUUUAUUCCUUCCUGCUCUGACAAAAUUAAAUUUCAAUACAGUAAUUUUUGUGUCCUCAGAUAAUCUUGUAUUUAAAAGUAGAAUGGCUCCUGUUUUUGCUUUUUAAAUUCCAGCUUUAUUUGGUUCAGUACAUUCUGCUGAAAAGACUUAAGUUUGUAUUUUUUGGAUGUAUUGGAUUUAACACAAAGUAUUCUUAAAUCAGCUUUUUAGUCACUUCAAAAACAUUUUUAAUGGGAAAUUUGCAUUUUUUUUUAGAAAGCAUAGCUAACUUUGAAUACUUAAACUUUAAUCUUUUAGAUUUUAUGUGAUCACUAAAAAGCAAAGAAAUUAUGCUAUUGGAUCAUUAGGAUCCAUAGUUGGCUAUCACUUGUUAUGGAUGCUAAAUGAUAUAUAAAUGAUACACUUAGCUAUUAAGUUCUUGUUUUAGUGAUAAAGAAUAAGGAAAACAUCACUUAAAAUACCAGGAUUAAGAACUAUUUUCCCAUUAAGACGACUUUUCUGUACUCUACUGAGCAAGGUGGGUAACAGCCCUUUGAAAUCCUGUUACGAAAAGGGACAAGGGAUAUGUGUGUGAGAUACAUGAUUAUAUAUAAUAUUAAGCUAAAAAUUUUUAACAGCUAUUUGGACUUUAGCACAUCUUUAUCUGCCCUUGGAUAUUCAUCCAGAUCAUGAAUUUCUUCCAAACCAAAAGCCUGGUACACCCUUCCCUUUCAUCUUCAACUUCUCCUCUCCCCACUACCCCCAACAAAAAAGAAAGGGAAAAAAUCCCUAGAGAAAUAACAUUUUCUUUGGGCUGGAGGGAGAGGCUAUAUUUUACCAAAAAUAACAGGUGUCCAGAAAUGGACAUGCAUCAAAUGAAAAAGAUAAACCUGUGGAAUAUUUAAUGUUGACUAUAAAAUUUGAUGACUGAGUUCUUAUAUUGAGGUCUCAGUCUGGUUGAGGGGCAGGAAAGGGGAUACUGUUCUCAACAGGCAAAGCUUACAAGUCUUUGGCAUCCAAAACAGAGUGUGCAUUCAGUCAUCUUACAACUGGAAACUGUCCUGUGGCCCUUCCUAACUUUGUAUUUUAAAAAACUAUAGUGAGGCGUGAGUUUGUUACCUGUAGCUAUCAGUAGUACCAUAGGUUGCCUUGAUCCCUCUGCUUUAAUUUGACUGUAAUUCAAAUAGAAUAUGAAACAGCCCCUUAAAAAUUCCUUUGUUUUCUGAUUUAAGUGGUUUUGAAUUUUCAUUUUAACUUGUGCAUGCCACAUAUUUUUCUUUAUGCUACUAAGGAACCUCCCAGGAAAAGGCUACUCUUUUCCAAGAACAUCAUUGCCAACAUUUUUAUGCUGUUUUUCUUCCCUUCUGGUAACUGGAACUUCAUUGAAGUACUCAAAAUUAUUUUUCGUUCAUUUUUUAUUCAUUGAUCCAGAUACGUGGUCAUUUUGCUUUUGGGUAGUUCUGUGGCUUUUUGGGAAGAUAAGAGAUGAAGAAAGAAGGGUUAAGAUGUAGUCAUGGGAUAAAUGUUUUGAAUUCCAAAAGCAACUUUCUAGUUGUGAGGUUCCUUUUAUGGUAUGUGUGGUUUCUUUCCCCUCUUUCCCUUUUAUCUGACUAUGGCUGUUUGGUCUUUAGGCUCAUACCAGUCUCCCGAGACAUUCUGCAGUCAUUAUCACCUUUUUGGGUGGAAUUUAUUUUAUGUUGUGGUUUUUAAAAAAAUAACUUUUUAACAUUGGUGCAUAUAUGCUUGGGUUAGAGCUCGUGUAAUUUACCAAUCGUAUUGAUUGUAUGUGAUUGUGCCCUGCAGAGGUAUAUUUAACAAAACAAAAAUAAAUAGUCUAGGUUAAUAAAGGAGACCAUGAGAUUUGAGUCAGGUUGUAAGUGACUUCACUUAAAUCUAAUCACUUAGAAUUUUGGAUAAGUGAAAAUUCAUAUCUACUGUUCUAAAUCAAUGUUAAAAUAUCUAAUCUUUGUUGUAGUAUGGUUUCUCUCUGCCCCUUUCUUCUGUGCCUCAGCUCCCUACUCUCUUCCUAACAUACCUCUUUUAAAAAGAAAACAAAUUCAUUGAGCCUUACAGCAGUAACUGAUUGAAAUUGCUGAAUUUUCUAAAUGGUGAUUAUAUUUCUUCUUAUGUUUCAAACCCCCCAAAAUUGAAUGUAACUGGCAUUUGUAGGUGAAAUUUGCAAUCUGUGAACCUUUCUUUAACUCCAUUAGGAUUUGGGGAAACUGUGAAAGUGGAUGUAAUAACUAUGUCCUAAAAAGUCCUUUUGGAAUAGGAGAAAGAAAAAUGCUUUUUGAAAGGAAUAACUUUUUUUCUUUUUUAUAUUUUAAUCCAUUUAUGUUUACUUUUUUUUCAAAAGCCUUCCAAACAUUAUAUGAGGUAGAAAGGAAGAAACAGUAGUUAUGGAUGCAAAGGGCAGAAGGCAGCAGCUGACUGGGUCUCAAAAAGUCUCUGUUUCAUUUGUUAGGAGUUUUUCCGGAAGUAUAAAGCCAAUUUUUUCCAAGUUUAUGUUAGGGGGUAAUUGUGUGCAUGUUGUUCAUGUAGAAGAUGCCACUCUUCUUCCUUCUCUCCAUCACCUUUAAAACUGACUCCGCCUCAUGUUGCUCCUGCAUAGUGUUUAAGGCUCCUCUAUGAGUUGCAGAUAAGAGAAUUUGUUUUGAGAAAUGGAAGGGAGGUGAUUCACCUUUUGGUUUGUAAAUAUAUGAAAGUGUCUUCAAGGUCUUAUCUGCUUUCUGUCAGCAUUUAUAUUAAAUGAUAAAUUAAUGAAGAAA